UGCAGGGUCCGGGGGAGACCAGAUAUAGUGAAUGCAGGGUCCGGGGAGACCAGAUAUAGUGAAUGCAGGGUCCUGGGGAGAGCAGAUAUAGUGAAUGCAGGGUCCGGGAGAGCAGAUAUAGUGAAUGCAGGGUCCGGGGAGAGCAGAUAUAGUGAAUGCAGGGUCCGGGGAGAGCAGAUAUAGUGAAUGCAGGGUCCGGGAGACCGGAUAUAGUGAAUGCAGGGUCCGGGGAGACUGGAUAUAGUGAAUGCAGGGUCCAGGGAGACUGGAUAUAGUGAAUGCAGGG
This is a messenger RNA of Staurois parvus, 286 nucleotides long. Lineage: Eukaryota; Metazoa; Chordata; Amphibia; Anura; Ranidae. The record is from the annotation of a GenBank genome assembly.